Messenger RNA from Colossoma macropomum (tambaqui), 2456 nucleotides. RefSeq names its product YY1-associated factor 2-like. Bases 92 to 646 code for a protein of 184 amino acids. Gene Ontology annotation, cellular component: nucleus. Gene Ontology annotation, molecular function: transcription coregulator activity; DNA binding. Gene Ontology annotation, biological process: positive regulation of DNA-templated transcription. The transcript is spliced from 4 exons. NCBI's taxonomy places the organism in Eukaryota, Metazoa, Chordata, Actinopteri, Characiformes, Serrasalmidae. The record is from RefSeq and is a predicted model, not a curated record.
UUUGCGCGACAGCUGGACAGAGAGGUUUGCUCGGUGGGAGGAUUCGGGGUCCGAUUUCUUUACACUUUAAUUGCUACAACAUCCUGUUGAGAUGGGAGACAAGAAGAGUCCGACAAGGCCGAAGAGACACUGCAAGCCCCCGUCGGACGAAGGCUACUGGGACUGUAGCGUCUGCACUUUCAGAAACACUGCUGAGGCGUUCAAAUGUAUGAUGUGCGACGUUAGAAAGGGGACGUCAACUCGUAAACCUCGCCCCGUUUCUCAGAUUGUGGCUCAGCAAGUAACGCCGCAAUUCGCUUCACCUACACAACCCAAAAAGGAGAAGAAGGAAAAGACGGAGAAGGACAAAAACGACAGGGAGCCAGCACUGAAAAAGAACAGCCACAAAAAGAUGAGGCCACGGUUAAAAAACAUUGACAGAAACAGUGCACAGCACUUGGAAGUCACAGUGGGCGAUCUGACAGUCAUCAUCACAGACUUUAAGGAGAAAACGAAACCCCUUUCCUCUUCCAGCUUAUCCUCCACGGCCACGUCAGCAGACCCACAAAGCCAGAGUGGAUCCAGCUCAGAUAACACUGAGAAAGCAGUCUCAAGAUCAUCCUCUCCUCGAGGUGAAGGCACAUCAGUCAACGGGGAACCACACUAACCCCUGAGAACUCUGUUAUUCUGUUAAAGGUCAACAAUGUUACAGACAGCAUCACUUAAAUCACUCCCUUUCCUGACUCCUCCUCAACUGGACUGGAAGGGGCUUUGAGUUUCCCAGCAACAUUUACUGCACUAAGAUCAUAGGAAGGUCUCGAUUAAGUAGCAAGUCAUAAAUGCCCAUGCUGAACUACCAUCAUCACAUCUAAUAAACUGCUUUUGGAACUCUUUGCUCUAAUUACCAUCAUACUUCUCUAUGUUUUCUGAGCAUUGGAGCUACAUAGAGAGACUUGUUGGCUCAAAGACGGUUACUGAUGUUAAGUUUCUAGAAAGUAAAAGACAAUAAGAGAAUGUAUUUAAGGGAUACAGAUUUUACAGUGGUUCUUAAUCUCAUGCACUGCCACAUCUCAGUUGAGGUAAUUAGGUGUUUUAGAUCAUUGAGAACAUAGGGCUUGUUUGACUUGACAAGGUGCUGCACAGAGCAAUCUGGUUCUCAUUGGCUAGACAACCAUAUAGACACAAACUGUAGUGAAUACUACACAUAGCCUGUUAAACUAUGUUUGUGGGUUUCACAUUGAAGUUCAAAUUUAUAUUCUUCAAACAAAUUACAUAUCUGAUAUGUGAAUGUCGUGAAAGCUGCCGGCCCCCAUGGGGUGUUGCUGGUAAAACUGACCAGCUCUCUUCUCAGCUCUUCCCCAACGGCAAGCAGCUACUCUCGCCAACCACCAAGGCAAGGUGCAGUUAAUUUCAAACAAGCCCAUAAACAUUAGCAAUGCCUAGGUCCCUAGCACUGAGACUGAGAACCACAUGUAUAGCGUAAGGUCAUAAUAUUGUAAUAACAUCAUCGUUUCUAUUCAUUCUUUAACACAGAGUAUUUUGGUAUGAGUUUCACACAAGUGGAAAGUUUACAGAGUAUAAAUGUGAAGAGUUUUAAGUAAUGACUGGUAUUAGUAGAUCAAUGGUAGGUCUCAGAACCUGGGUAAAGGCACUGUUUUAAUGUCUGUCUGAUGAGAAAUUAAGUUUUGAAACAGGUUUUUCAAAAGUUGUGCACAAGUUGCUUCAUCGAGUCACUCUGAGUUUUAUAAAUCUUGAAUUUUGAGUUUAAUUAUUGCUACAUUAUUGCCAUGAUGUAUUCAGUGACAUAAAAAGGUUUAAAAUUGAUUACUUCAUCAGGGUCUGUGUUGAAAGACAAAUUCUUGUUUGCACUUCUGAAGGUGUUAAAGGGGUUUUCCACCACUGCGUGCUUUAUGUCCAGCUUUUAGAUACUGUCAGCAUAAGAAUAUUAGAAUUGAAAGAGUUUUAAAAAAACACACUUGUAGAAAAAUGCCUUAUUCAUCAUUCUUUUCCAUGCAUUCAUGCUGGACUUAAUGCAGGACCAUGAUACUAAAGUGUGGUGGAUGUCCCUUUAUAUGCAUUCAUUAUAUUAUCCUUCAGUAACACCAGACCAUUUUUCUCUGAAUCAUGUAGUAGCCUACAUUCGCAAUAUGAAACUAAAGGCAUCUUUUCACGUUUCUGUUGGUUAGAGCACUUGGUAGCAAUCUGUAGAUCUGUGGUCUUUGGUUUAUUUUAUCUGUUUCUUGCAUCUUAAAAGCCCAUUUGUGUUUAACGUGCUUAUUGUUGGCUAGAUUAUCAACAAAAGCCAUGUUUCUGAUAAGAGAGGUGUGUAUGCGUGGGGGUGUGUGUAUUUUGAAUAUUUUUUUUAGGAAAGGCUUUGCUGAAAAUUAAAAUAAUUUAAAUUGUGAAGUUGACUUCUGUUAUUAGUUUAAAGGUUUAUAUUGCUUUUCCAAAUUAAACCAAAAUAUUUAUAACCAUUA